This is a messenger RNA of Pichia kudriavzevii, 1200 nucleotides long. RefSeq lists its product as uncharacterized. NCBI's taxonomy places the organism in Eukaryota, Fungi, Ascomycota, Pichiomycetes, Pichiales, Pichiaceae. The coding region runs from base 1 to 1200 and encodes 399 amino acids. The transcript has a single exon. The record is from RefSeq and is a predicted model, not a curated record. Gene Ontology annotation, biological process: deoxyribonucleotide biosynthetic process. Gene Ontology annotation, molecular function: oxidoreductase activity.
AUGCCUGCUGUCCAAGAAACCCCAUCCAAAACCACUGCCAAGGCUCUAUCUACAUUGGAUCUCUCAACUGCUUCAAAGAAGGAUUUAGGCGAUUCCUUGAUUGACGCAUACAAUGCCAAGGCCAUUGUUGCUGGUGAAGAAGUCAUUUCUCCGCAUUACAAGUUCUUAUCCCAGUUCAAGGAACACAGAGAUGAGCUGAAGGGAAAGCAAGCUGAAGAACCACUUUUAAAGGAAAACAAGAGAAGGUUUGUUCUCUUUCCAAUCAAGUAUCACGAAAUUUGGCAAAUGUACAAGAAGGCAGAAGCAUCUUUCUGGACUGCGGAGGAAAUUGAUCUCUCCAAAGAUUUGCAUGAUUGGAACAAUAGAUUGAACGAAAAUGAAAGAUUCUUCAUUUCAAGAGUUCUAGCGUUCUUUGCUGCUUCUGAUGGUAUAGUCAAUGAAAAUUUAGUUGAGAAUUUCUCAAGUGAUGUUCAAAUUCCAGAGGCUAAAUGUUUCUAUGGGUUCCAAAUUAUGAUGGAAAACAUUCAUUCGGAAACUUAUUCUUUAUUGAUUGAUACUUACAUCAAAGAUCCAAAGGAAAGUGAAUUCUUAUUCAAUGCAAUUGAAACAAUCCCAUGUAUCAAGGAAAAGGCCGAAUGGGCCUUAAAAUGGAUUGCAGAUAAAGAUGCGUUGUUUGCAGAGAGGUUGGUGGCAUUUGCUGCUGUUGAAGGUAUUUUCUUCUCUGGUUCAUUUGCAUCCAUCUUCUGGUUGAAAAAGAGAGGUUUGAUGCCAGGUUUGACGUUCUCCAACGAGCUGAUUUGUAGAGAUGAAGGUUUACAUACCGAUUUUGCUUGUUUGCUCUUUUCACAUUUGAACCAUACCCCAGACGAAAAAAUUGUCAGACAAAUCAUUACCGAAGCCGUUGAUAUUGAAAAGAAAUACUUCACUGACGCCCUACCUGUCAACUUGCUCGGUAUGAAUAAGGAUUUGAUGUGUCAGUAUGUCGAGUUUGUUGCAGAUAGACUACUGAUUGCAUUAGGUUGUGAAAAGGUAUACGACGUUACAAAUCCAUUCGACUUUAUGGAGAACAUUUCCCUUGCUGGUAAAACAAACUUUUUCGAAAAGAGAGUCUCCGACUACCAAAAGGCAGGUGUCAUGGCAAAGACCAACAAGGAAGAAUCCAACAAUGAUAAUGGUUUCACCUUUGAUGAAGAUUUCUAA